Diaporthe batatas is the source of this 288-nucleotide messenger RNA. RefSeq lists its product as uncharacterized. Lineage: Eukaryota; Fungi; Ascomycota; Sordariomycetes; Diaporthales; Diaporthaceae. The transcript is spliced from 3 exons. The coding region runs from base 1 to 288 and encodes 95 amino acids. The record is from RefSeq and is a predicted model, not a curated record.
AUGACUACCAACUCCUAUGGCUCGGCUCUCCCAAAGUUCGACUACCCAUCCAUCCAGCCAGCCGUCACAAAGGCGUCCAGAUUAAAGGCACUGCCUCUGUCAGCGAGAAUCGUCUCCGUGGCUGCUGUCGCAGGAAUUGCCUUCUACGCCAGGCCCCUGAUUCAGCAACAGCGCGAGCUGCACGCCACACGACUGCCCUCUGAGUCGACCCUGCGCACGACCCCGGCUGGACGACCUCUGCUAUUGGGUUGCAUGGAAGGGCGUUUCGGCCUAGAAGUGGUGGAAUGA